Molecule: messenger RNA, 960 nt
Organism: Hyla sarda
Lineage: Eukaryota; Metazoa; Chordata; Amphibia; Anura; Hylidae
Exons: 5
Source: RefSeq, a predicted model, not a curated record
UCAUCCUCCCCGUCUUCCACCACAUCAUCCUCCCCGUCUUCCACAUCAUCAUCCUCCCCGUCUUCCACAUCAUCAUCCUCCCCGUCUUCCACAUCAUCAUCCUCCCCGUCUUCCACAUCGUCAUCCUCCCCAUCUUCCACAUCGUCAUCCUCCCCAUCUUCCACAUCGUCAUCCUCCCCGUCUUCCACAUCGUCAUCCUCCCCGUCUUCCACAUCAUCAUCCUCCCCGUCUUCCACAUCAUCACCUUCCAAUCCCCCCCUCACUUCUUCCACAUCAUCCCCCCCUCUCACCUCUUCCACAUCAUCCUCCCCGUCUUCCACAUCAUCAUCCUCCCCGUCUUCCACAUCAUCAUCCUCCCCGUCUUCCACAUCAUCAUCCUCCCCGUCUUCCACAUCGUCAUCCUCCCCAUCUUCCACAUCGUCAUCCUCCCCAUCUUCCACAUCGUCAUCCUCCCCGUCUUCCACAUCGUCAUCCUCCCCGUCUUCCACAUCAUCAUCCUCCCCGUCUUCCACAUCAUCACCUUCCCACCCACCUCUCACCUCUUCCACAUCAUCACCACCCCCCUCUCACUUCUUCCACAUCUCCCCCCCUCUCACCUCUUCCACAUCUUCCCCCUCUCACCUCUUCCACAUCAUCACCCCUCCCUAUCAUCACCCCCCGUCUUCCACAUCAUCACCCUCCCCGUCUUCCACAUCAUCACCCCCCGUCUUCCCCCCCCCCUCUUCCACAUCAUCACCCCCUCUCACCUCUUCCACAUCAUCAUCCCCCUCUCACCUGCACACCCCCUCUCCAUCAUCCUCCCGGUCUUCCACAUCAUCAUCCUCCCCGUCUUCCACAUCAUCAUCCUCCCCGUCUUCCACAUCGUCAUCCUCCCCGUCUUCCACAUCGUUAUCCUCCCCGUCUUCCACAUCUUCAUCCUCCCCGUCUUCCACAUCAUCAUCCUCCCCAUCUUCCAUAUAA